AUGGCUAGAGGAUCGCGCCGCCGCCAAACGCUCGGGCAGGGUCUAGACAGAGAGGCAAGCCCUGCUGUGUACCAAGUUGUCCGCAGAAUCAUCGAUGAGCGUGCACAGUACGAGGACGGCCCGCCCGAACGCCUUACCUUCGCCAGUGUGUACGACGAGAUCCGACGCUCCAAUUCCAGCCUUAACAGACGACCGAAAAAGUUGCUGGAGGAUAGUAUUGAGCGUGUGCUUCUGACUCUGCAGCAGGACAGCGAGUCGGACAGCGAGGCGUCCAUCGAAGUUGCACCGGAGGAGCGCCAGAAACACAAGCCAGCGUCCAGCAACCUCAAUCGAAGCAUAGUCAGUGCAUGGGCCAAUUCAACGGCGCCCUCUGCAUUAUCGACACCCAAGCCAGAGUUGGUCGCCAUGGAGUCACCUGCCAAACCAGCACCCAUUGUGAACGGGGAGCCUCCAAGGAAGAAACGCAAGGCCGCACCCGUUAUUGACAGGUCACCCCCGACGGGCGUAACAUGGGACUCCCUAGGCGGAAUCGACCCAGUAAUUCAGCAAUUUGAGGAUUUGGUGGUCAUCCCGAUGACCAAGCCCGAGAUCUACGCAGAGCACAGAGUCCAACCGCCACGGGGCAUCCUGAUCCACGGCCCUGCAGGCUGUGGCAAGACCAUGGUCGCCCACGCACUGGCAGCCGAGCUGGGCGUCAAUUUCAUCAACAUCUCCGCCCCGUCCAUCGUGUCAGGCAUGUCCGGGGAGAGCGAGAAGGCACUGCGCGAGCAUUUCGAGGAAGCGAUGCGGUGUGCCCCAUGUCUAAUCUUCAUCGACGAGAUCGACGCCAUUACGCCAAAGCGCGAAUCCGCCCAAAGAGAGAUGGAGAAGCGCAUUGUUGCGCAGCUCCUGAUAUGCAUGGACGACCUCGCGCUCGAAAAGACGGACGGAAAACCAGUCAUCGUGCUCGCCGCCACAAACAGACCCGACAGUCUCGACCCCGCCUUGCGCCGAGGCGGCCGUUUCGACAAAGAAAUCAACAUGAGCGUGCCCAGCGAGCCUGUCCGAGAAAAGAUUCUUCGAGCGCAGACGCGAGGCAUGAGACUUGCCGACGACAUGGAUUUUCCUCUUCUCGCCAGGCAUACCCCCGGCUUCGUCGGCGCUGACCUCAACGACCUCGUAUCCACAGCCUCCGCCGCGGCAGUAAGGCGGUACCUGAACCAGCUGAAAGCCAUUUCAGAGGUAUACACUACCGACGUCGACAUGGAUGCAAAUGCCAACGCAAACGCAAAUGGUACCGACACCCUCCCUGACCUCGUCGCCCGCAGUUCCUCCGAGACCAUCAGAUCCUUCCGCCGCCUCGUCAAGUACGCCAAGGCCGCACCCCCAGAAGACGAAGACACCAAGCAUGCCGUCCUACUAAUCACAUUCGCCGACUUCCUCACCGCCCUCCCAAAGAUCCAACCGUCCUCCCUGCGCGAAGGCUUCGCCACCAUCCCCAGCACGAGCUUCUCGGCGAUUGGCUCUCUGAAGUCCCAUAUCACCGAAUUACAAGAGACAGUGAUCCAGCCCAUCCUGAAUCCGGCCCUGUAUACAAGCCUCGGGAUAACUCCCUCGAGCGGCACCCUCCUCUGGGGACCCCCAGGCUGUGGCAAGACUCUCCUGGCCAAAGCCUGCGCGAACGCCAGCCACGCGAACUUCAUCAGCGUCAAGGGACCCGAACUGUUGAAUAAAUACGUCGGUGAAAGCGAGCGCGCCGUGAGGCAAGUCUUCACGCGCGCGCGCAGCUCCGUGCCCGUGAUCAUUUUCUUCGACGAGUUGGAUGCCCUUGUGCCCACCAGGGAGGGAGGCUCAGGGGGUGGAUCCGAGGCCAGCGCCCGGGUCGUCAAUACGUUGCUGACGGAACUUGAUGGCGUCGGGCAUAGUAGGGAGGGGAUCUACGUCAUUGCGGCGACGAAUCGGCCUGAUAUUAUUGACCCUGCUAUGCUGAGGCCUGGGCGGCUGGAUACCCUGUUGUACGUCGGAUUACCGGACGCGGAAGGCAGGGUGGAUAUCCUGAGGACGCUGUGUAGAAAGGUCGCAGGCAUGGUGUUUGACGAUUCGGUCGCCGCCAUCGCCGAGGCAUGUGAUGGGUUCAGUGGUGCCGACCUCGAGUCCCUCGUCCGCAGAGCCGGUUACAACGCGAUACGCCGCGGUGUGGCUUCAGGCCAGGCAGUGGCGAUAACACCGGCGGACUUCGAGCAUGCAAGAAACGAAGUCAGGCGGAGUGUCGGGGUAGAUGACAUAAAGAAGUACGCAGCGCUCCAGAAACACUGGGGCAGAUGA
This is a messenger RNA of Cladophialophora yegresii CBS 114405, 2304 nucleotides long. RefSeq lists its product as uncharacterized. The transcript has 2 exons. The coding region runs from base 1 to 2304 and encodes 767 amino acids. The record is from RefSeq and is a predicted model, not a curated record. Gene Ontology annotation, biological process: ribosome biogenesis. Gene Ontology annotation, molecular function: preribosome binding; RNA binding; ATP hydrolysis activity. NCBI's taxonomy places the organism in Eukaryota, Fungi, Ascomycota, Eurotiomycetes, Chaetothyriales, Herpotrichiellaceae. Gene Ontology annotation, cellular component: nucleus.